This is a messenger RNA of Aspergillus ibericus CBS 121593, 1753 nucleotides long. Its product is annotated as 3-methyl-2-oxobutanoate hydroxymethyltransferase ECM31. The coding region runs from base 422 to 1471 and encodes 349 amino acids. Gene Ontology annotation, biological process: pantothenate biosynthetic process. The transcript is spliced from 2 exons. Lineage: Eukaryota; Fungi; Ascomycota; Eurotiomycetes; Eurotiales; Aspergillaceae. The record is from RefSeq and is a predicted model, not a curated record. Gene Ontology annotation, cellular component: mitochondrion. Gene Ontology annotation, molecular function: magnesium ion binding; 3-methyl-2-oxobutanoate hydroxymethyltransferase activity.
CGGGGCGCGGAGAAGAACUUAACGAUCGAACAAAGGGUUGCUAAUUUGAUCGUCGAGCUUUCUUUUUUAUUUUGAUUCUUUGCGGUGUUUCAAUUCGCAGCAUACUUGUCUGGGCUGUGUGGGGGAUCGUCCUUUGAUACUUGAUCCAGUACUUCUUUUUUUCUUCUAUCCUUUUGCUUCCGGGUAGUGACGGCAUUGGGACCUUUUUUUUUUGCCGCUUAGGACCUUUGCGAGUACCUUGCCUGACACUCCACGCCGAUAGGUGUUUGUGUGCCUGUGUUUGCCGUUUUCGGUUCUUUGUGUUUGCCAUCUUAUAUUUGCCUCUUCAGGGGCGACUAACGUCGGUGCUGUCAUUUGAUUCCCCCUCAAGACAUCAGUCUUCGUCCAUCUCUUGUACAUACCCGAACUAUUCGAUAUCAUCAUGGCUGCGAGACUAUCGACUCAAUGGCUGGUGCCUCUGGCAAGGUCCUCCGUCCGCUGUCGGACUGCUUCCGCACCAGUCUUUUCGGUUCUGGCUGGCCGACCUGCCAUCGCCACUCGGUCCGGAUGUGAGCCUCAGAAGCGGCAUAGCUCUCAUUCCCCGCUGGGGGCGGCCCCGGCCAAUCCCCGCAAGAAGGUGACCAUGCAGACGUUACGGAACCUUUACAAGAAGGGCGAACCAAUUACGAUGCUUACCGCCCAUGACUUCCCCAGUGGGCAUGUUGCCGAGCUAGCGGGAAUGGAUGUGGUUCUGGUCGGAGAUAGCUUGGCCAUGGUUGCCCUCGGCAUGGAGGAUACGAGUGAGAUUCUCAUGGAAGAGAUGUUGCUGCAUUGUCGGAGUGUCGCCCGUGCAGUCAAGAGCGCAUUCACGGUUGGAGAUCUUCCCAUGGGCUCCUAUGAAGUCUCCCCGGAACAAGCUGUUCAAUCGGCCAUUCGCAUUGUGAAGGAAGGUCGCGUCCAGGCUGUCAAGCUUGAGGGUGGUGCCGAAAUGGCACCAACCAUUAAGCGCAUCACCCAGGCUGGUAUUCCUGUUGUCGGUCAUAUCGGGCUUACGCCUCAACGCCAGCACGCUCUUGGGGGAUUCAGAGUCCAGGGCAAAACGACCGCCGGCGCAUUGAGGUUGUUGAAAGAUGCUCUGGCUGUACAAGAAGCCGGGGCAUCCCUCAUCGUGCUCGAAGCAGUGCCUGCCGAGAUCGCCGCCCUCAUUACCAAGAAGUUGCGUAUCCCCACUAUUGGCAUCGGGGCUGGGAACGGCUGUUCCGGCCAAGUUCUAGUCCAGAUUGACAUGACCGGAAACUUUCCCCCGGGACGAUUCCUCCCCAAGUUUGUCAAGAAAUACGCCGACGUCUGGGGAGAGGCCAUUAAGGGCAUCCAACAGUAUCGUGAUGAAGUCAAAAGCCGGGCAUAUCCAUCCGAAGAGUACACCUAUCCCAUCGCAAAGGAGGAGUUGGCUGAGUUUGAAAAGGCCGUGGAACAUAUUCACGAAAAAUGAGUGCCCGUAUUCUCCACUCAGCGUUCCAGUUUAUCUGCUGCAGAUGUUGAGUGAUCCACACUUUUGCAUCAUGACUUGCAUUAUGCCCAGCAAGUUGUUCCAGUGAUACCUUGAUAUUUCAUGUCCAUGUUCAUGAUUCUCAUACAUGAUAAAGGUGCCAGGGUUCUGCGCACAUUGCAUUCCAAACGCUUGUUUCCUGUUAGCUCGAUAUUCGUUAUCUUCUCUAGCAAGAUUACCUGUAAAUAGUAUAGACAAUAAUUGUUAUCAUUAAUCAUCAUCACC